Messenger RNA from Halichondria panicea, 2529 nucleotides. Its product is annotated as E3 ubiquitin-protein ligase TRIM71-like. NCBI's taxonomy places the organism in Eukaryota, Metazoa, Porifera, Demospongiae, Suberitida, Halichondriidae. Gene Ontology annotation, molecular function: zinc ion binding; protein binding; ubiquitin protein ligase activity. Bases 72 to 2300 code for a protein of 742 amino acids. The transcript has 2 exons. The record is from RefSeq and is a predicted model, not a curated record.
CCACAUGCAUGACAUAUCCACCCCAUUUUUGUGCUUCUUUAUAAACUGAAACAGGAAUUUUUCCCAAAGCCAUGGCAGACAGUGUGACUACGAAAGAAGCCCUCAAGAAACUCAAUGCUCAACUCGAAUGCUCCCUUUGUCUCGACAUUUUCAAGCAGCCGAAACUCUUGCCUUGUUUUCACGUGUUUUGCAAAUCCCCGUGUCUAGAGAAACUAGUGACCAAGGAUGGAUGCUCCCUCACUUGUCCCACCUGUCGACACGUUGUCCCACUGUCAGAGAGGGGAGUGGCUGGACUGCAAUCAGACUUCCACAUCGACCACUUGUUUGAAAUACAAGAUGCUUUCAACAAGGCCGAAGACGACAAUGAUACGAGCUGUGGCAGCUGUGACGAUGGCAAAGCGACUGGGUACUGUAACGACUGUGGCGACUUUUUGUGUGACAUAUGUCAAACUGCUCACAAAAGAGUUAAGCUGUCAAGGAAUCAUGAACUAAUAUCGCUCGAUAAACUCAAAGCUCAAGUGACUGGCAUUGUUCCCCCCAAGAAGGCCGUCCCCCAUUGCUCCAAACACUCAGAUAAUUCCCUCAAGAUAUACUGCGAUACCUGCUCCACUCUCAUUUGCACGGACUGCACCAUUCGUCUUCACAAAGACCACAACUACGACCUGGUGCCUGAUGUGCUGACCAAGCACAAGGAAGAACUUGUUUCCAGUCUCAAGCCAGUCAAAGAGAAGCUGGACAGUGUACAACGAGCUCUUAAGGACCUUGACGCGAGAGCCAAGGCAAUCCACGAUCAGAAGGCUGCGAUUGAAACCAACAUCCACAAGGAGAUUGACGAACAUCAUCGACUGUUGGACCAACGAAGGACAGAGCUUAUGGGAGAGCUAGAGAUGCUGACUCAGCAGAAGCUGAAGGAUCUGGCGGCACAAAGGGACAAAGUGGAGAUCACUCAGGUGAAACUGGCCAGCUGUCUGCAGUACGCUGAGGGGGGUCUCAAAACAGGCACAGACGGUGAAGUACUCGAAAUGAAAUCUUCAGUUCUCAAGAGAGUCAAACAAAUUUCUUCCGAAUUCGACCCAAGCGCUAUUCAACCAGAGACAAAGGCUGACAUGGAACUGAUCACCAUAGGAAAAGAACCUCUCCAACAAGCUUGUCGAGAUUUCCUAGAGAUUGAACAGUGUGAGUCAGUCAGCUUAGAGAACAGCCACACGACAGGAGAUGGUUUAAAAGGUGCAACUACUAAAGAAACUAAAGCUGUAUCCUUUCAAACAAUGACUAGAAAUAACAGAAAGUUCAACGGCAAACUCGACCUCCAAGCUGAGCUCGUGCAUAUCGUGAGCCAAGACAGAUUUAAAUGUGAAAUGAUUGUACAACAACAUGGUAAACACAAGAUCAACUAUCGCCCUGUGAAACGAGGAAAGCAUGAACUACACAUCACUGUCAAUGGGGACGCAGUACAAGGCAGUCCAUUCCCAAUAGCUGUAGUCUCAUCACCACAGAGCUUCGGCAAGCCUUCCCAAGUUGUACGAGGUGUGAAUAAACCACGAGGCACUGUCUUCAAUAGUAAGGGACAGUUGAUCAUUGUUGAAGAUGAUGGAGUUACUGUCUCUAUAUUGACACCAGAAGGUGAGAAGAUACGAACGUUUGGACGGCUGAAAAAUGCAUAUGGAGUGGCUGUGGACAAUGAUGACAACAUGUAUGUAGUGGAACGUGACAAUCAUCGUUUGAAUAAAUUCUCAUCCGACGGAGAGUUUGUGGCAGCUGUUGGUAGGCAAGGCAGUGGUAACCUUCAGUUUUGUUUCCCACGUGGUAUAUGUUAUAACAAAAGAGACAACAACCUGUAUGUGCCUGAUCAGAGUAACCAUAGAAUACAAGUGCUUUCCACUGAACUGACGUUUGUACGAUGUUUCGGUAAACAUGGCAAUCGGAAUGGACAAUUUACUUACCCAAUUUAUGCAACAUUUGAUAGCGCCAACAACCUCUAUGUGACUGAUAACGGUAAACAUCGAGUGCAAGUCUUCACUGCUGAAGGUCAAUUCCUGAGAACCUUCUCACAAAAAGCCAACGGUCAAAAGCUGAGCUUUCCCUAUGCCAUAGCCAUCGACAGCAGUGACACAGUGUACGUCAGUGAGAAGGGACCAUAUCAUGUGAGUGUGUUCACAUCUCAGGGAGCCUACAUCACCACGUUUGGUGGGCGAGGAACAGAAGAGGGACAGUUUAAUGGAAUUUUCGGACUCUCUAUUGAUAUCAAUGACUCUGUUGUUGUGUCUGAUAAACAUAACAGUCGACUGCAGAUAUUCUAAUGAGAUAUAUAGUGCAAGCCUAAAAGUUAAUUGUGUGUUUGUACAACUAGCUUUAUUAUGUAGCGGCUAGGUUAAUUAGGUAUGUAUAUUUGUGGUCUAAAUAGAUUUAGUAAUGUGAAAUCCAAUCUUGAACCUUUUUGUCAACUACUGUCUGUUCAGUACACAAAAUGUUUGCUUUUUCUCCAUUCAAACUCUGACCUUCCAGUCAGAAUAUCAUGUUAUUAUGUUA